This is a messenger RNA of Erpetoichthys calabaricus (reedfish), 1205 nucleotides long. It is a transcript of the gene ccnd3, whose product is annotated as cyclin D3. The transcript is spliced from 5 exons. Gene Ontology annotation, molecular function: cyclin-dependent protein serine/threonine kinase regulator activity. The record is from RefSeq and is a predicted model, not a curated record. NCBI's taxonomy places the organism in Eukaryota, Metazoa, Chordata, Cladistia, Polypteriformes, Polypteridae. Gene Ontology annotation, cellular component: nucleus; cyclin-dependent protein kinase holoenzyme complex; cytoplasm. Gene Ontology annotation, biological process: regulation of cyclin-dependent protein serine/threonine kinase activity; mitotic cell cycle phase transition; positive regulation of G1/S transition of mitotic cell cycle. Bases 127 to 1062 code for a protein of 311 amino acids.
CGGUAGGCGCCGGUAAAGCACAGGGCUGAGGCUGCAGAACUAAGUAAGUGGCAGGUGCAUCUUUAGACUUGUACGUUCCUGUCCAGCCCUAUCUAUCGAAAUACGAAUAAUACGUUAAUUGGAAUAAUGGCAACAAAUUUUUUGUGCUUGGAGAACCACCGCCAAGAUGACUCGAGGAGUUUCGGCCCUAACUCAGGAACAUUGAGGGCAACCAUCGAUUCUAGCCAGCUGGAGGACGAGCGAACUUUGCGCAACCUCCUGGCCAUGGAGGAGAAGCACCCACCCCGACUCAACUAUUUCGACACCGUGCAGAGUGACUUACAGCCCAGUAUGCGACGGGUGCUGGCGGAGUGGAUGCUACAGGUAUGUGAAGAUGAGAAUUGUGAAGAGCAGGUGUUUCCUUUGGCCAUGGACUACCUAGACCGAUAUCUUUCUUGCUUCAUUUUAAAGAAAAGCCACUUACAACUUCUGGGAUCUGUCUGCAUGCUACUUGCUUCUAAACUGCUGGACACAGUCCCUCUGAAAGCUACAAAAAUUUGCAUUUACACUGACAACUCCAUCACUGUGAACGAACUGCUGGAAUGGGAACGGAUGGUGGUGGAGAGGUUGAAGUGGGACCUGCUGGCUGUCCUGCCCAACGAUUUCCUUGAGCACAUCCUUCAGAGACUACCUGAAAUCCCUGAGGAGAAACUGGACCUUAUCCACAAGCACGCAAAGAUCUUCAUAGCAUUAUGCAUUACAGAACUGAAAUUCUUUAUGACGCCGCCAUCUAUGAUUGCCUGUGCUAGCAUUGCAGCUGCAAUCCGUGGAUUAGAAUCAAUAGAUAAAUGUCUUGGUAGUGAUGAAAUGACAGAACAUCUUGCAAAGAUAACUGCAGCUGAUGUGGAUUGUCUGCGCUCAUGCUUGGAGCAACUGGAGCUCACACUGGAGAUGUACUUGCCAAGUAAAACAUACUGUCCCGAGGAUAGCAACUCCUGUACGCCAACCAACAUAUUGGAUGUGCGGCUCUCACCACAUUUUGUGGAGUUAGUUGCUCACACUACACCAAGAAAACAUUUAUAAUAUAUAUUUUGUUUGCACAUUGGUGGGGCGGUGCUGUUUACUGUCAGGAUUAAUUAAAUGCCUGCCUUUGUCGGUUUUGAAUAUGUACAGUCUUGUACUGAAGAGGCCAUCUACCUCCUUGCAAUAAAUUUGGUUCAAAAUUG